Capsella rubella is the source of this 1713-nucleotide messenger RNA. RefSeq names its product phenolic glucoside malonyltransferase 1. NCBI's taxonomy places the organism in Eukaryota, Viridiplantae, Streptophyta, Magnoliopsida, Brassicales, Brassicaceae. The record is from RefSeq and is a predicted model, not a curated record. The coding region runs from base 20 to 1408 and encodes 462 amino acids. The transcript has a single exon.
CAUCUUGGUGACCAAAGAAAUGGUUUCAUCAUCACUUAAUAUCAUUGAGGUGGCACGAGUCACCCCUUCAAACUCCGACUCGUCCGAGUCACUAACCAUCCCACUCACCUUCUUCGACCUACUCUGGUACAAACUCCACGCCGUCGAACGAGUCAUCUUCUACAAACUCACCGACGCAACUCGCCCUUUCUUCGACUCAGUCAUCGUCCCCAACCUCAAAACCUCUCUCUCCUCUACUCUCUCUCAUUAUCUCCCACUCGCCGGCAAACUCGUUUGGGAACAACUUGACCCAAAACCAACCAUCGUCUACACCCCAAACGACGCCGUUUCAUUCACCGUCGCCGAGUCAAACGCUGACUUUUCCCGUUUAACCGGUAACGAACCAUACCCGACCGCCGAGUUACACCCGUUAGUCCCCGAGUUGCCUGUCUCCGACGACUCAGCUACCGCCGUGUCGUUUCAAGCCACGUUAUUUCCAAACCAAGGGUUUUGCAUCGGCGUUAACGCACACCACUCCGUUUUAGAUGGGAAAACGACAACCAUGUUUCUCAAAUCUUGGGCGCACGCAUGCAAAAAUCAAGAUUCUUCUCUACCGGAGGAUCUAAUCCCAAACUACGAUCGUACGGUCAUAAAAAGCCCGACGGAUUUAGAUACAGAGAUCUUGAACGCUUGGCACAAAGUGGCCAAACUGUUAACCGGAGGUAAAGAACUAGAAAACCCUAAAAGUUUGAAACUUCUAUGGUCGCCGGAGAUUGGUCCCGACGUCGUCCGGUACACUCUCAAUCUCACUAGAGAAGAUAUACAAAAGCUUAGAGAACAACUCAAAAGAGAAUCCUCUGUUUCAUCAACACCAAAGGAGCUUCGUUUAUCAACGUUUGUGAUUGUUUACUCAUACGUUGUAACGUGUAUUAUCAAAGCUCGAGGCGGUGAUCCGAAUAGACCAGUCGGGUACGGAUUCGCUGUGGAUUGUCGUAGCCUCAUGGUUCCACCGGUGCUAUCGAACUAUUUCGGCAAUUGUGUCUCUGCUGCUUAUAAAAUGCCGUUAAAGGCAGAGACUUUUAUGAGUGAGGGGGGGUUUUUAGCUGCUGCAAGAUUGGUUAGUGAUUCGGUUGAGGCAUUGGAUGAGAAUGUGGCAUGGAAGAUACCAGAGCUUUUGGGAGCUUUUGUGACUGUUCCACCAGGAGCACAGGUUCUUUCCGUUGCGGGUUCGACCCGGUUUGGAGUUUACGGGUUGGAUUUCGGGUGGGGAAAACCGGAGAAAGUGGUUGUUGUGUCGAUUGAUCAAGGCGAAGCGAUUUCUUUAGCUGAGAGUAGAGAUGGGAAUGGUGGUGUGGAAGUUGGCUUCUCGCUCAAGAAACAUGAAAUGGAUGUUCUCAUUGAUUUGCUUCAUAAAGGACUAAAAGAUUGAAUCAUUUUUUCUCUGUAUGGAUAAGGUGAAAUUGUAACUUUCUAUUGUCGCAUAAUUCUCAUAGUUGUCAACAACAUAUAUCCUCGGUGUUUCAACCUUCCAUAAUUUUAUUAUCAAGUUUAAUUACCAUAUAAUUCUCGUUUGAGAGUGCAUGGCUUCUUAAGUUUGGGCUUUCUCGGGGUUAAAAUAGUUUGUAGUUUCUUUUUGGUUCAUUGUAUUGUCUUUACCAUCGUUGUCUCUUUUUGGGCAUUUGGCACACAAGAAUAACCAAUCUUUCAAACUUUUAAUAAAUUGUUGAGGGUAAA